CUUUUAUUUUUUUGUGAGUGUGUGUCCUGAGAAGAAGUAGGCUUCUCCACAGAGUCUCUUCUCUCCUUCUCCUCCUCUCCCUCUCCUCCCCCGCCAGAGGUUAAGCUUAAGAGAGGGUCUAUGCUCUGCUAGGGCCCUAUUCUUUGAAAUGACUUCUAGUGAUGAUCCUCCUUUCCUGAACGUUGGUACUGAGGUCAGUGCUAAGUAUAGAGGAGCUUUUUGUGAGGCUACCAUCAAAAUAGCAAAGAAACUUGUAAAGUGUAAAAUCUCUUAUACUAAAGGAGGGACUGAAGUGGUAUCUAAUGACGUCAUUAAAGGUCCUUUGAAGGUCAAUGCCACUGUUGAGGUAAGAGGGUCUGAUGGUGUUUAUGUGUCUGGAGUUAUAACAAGAUUAACUGACGCCAGUACUUAUACUGUUGUAUUUGAUGAUAACGAUGAACGGACCUUGAAGAGAUCCUCUCUGUGUCUCAAAGGAGCAAGACAUUACUCGGCCAGUGAGUCCCUGGAUCAGAUGCCGCUCACUGACCCGGAGAACUUUGGUACUCCAGUACAUUAUCAGUCAAAGAGAGGACAGAGAAAGAGACAGCCUCAGUCCUCGAGUGCUUCUCCUGAAUCAGGUAAUGAUACUACAGUCCUCUCUCCGCCCAAGAAACAAGCCACACCUCAAGCCACACCCACUAAUAAGAAGCAGUCAGAGGAAUUCCCCGUUGGAAGAUGUGUAUUUUUGGAAAAUGACAGACGGAGGUCUUGCUGGUUACCAGCUGUGGUUGUCCCUUCUCAUUUUGUUAUGGAUGUAUCUGAAGUGUCUGAGGAUACAGUCUGCAUUAGAUCCUUUAAAGAUGGACGAUUUUAUGCUGCUAAAGUUGAUGAGUUGCAUUCCUUCUCACCUGACAAGGAGCCAUUGUCUUCAAUGCUUGAAGGAGAGAUACAGGCAAUGUUCAUGUGUAAACCAGCGAUAGAAAGAGCAAUGGCAUAUCUUGAUACUGGAGAGCUGCCCUGGGACAUGCAACUAUUAGAUACCAAAGAGUCACUGAACAGUAAAGAUGAACCAGAACCAACAGAGAACCAAACCGCAGAGAAGGAGAACUUUUAUAAAAGACUGAGACAGUUCCAAGAAGAGAGAAAUAUUGCAGUACCUCAGAAACCAUUGCUCUGCCACAAGGAGCUGGACCUGUUCAAGUUGCACUGUCUGGUGAAGGAGAAUGGAGGGAUGGAGAGAGUCACUCAAGAGCUGAAGUGGAGGUCACUCUACCUUCAACUGGGGUUGCCCCCAGCAACAAAUUCAUCCCAUAUUAUCAAACAAGCUUAUAAGAAACAUUUAAAUGCAUUUGAUAUUUAUGAGAGAACAAGAUUAGAGAGUAAGUCACCACGUGGUCCCAGGAAAAGACCUGCUGUAGUUUCAUCAGAUAAUGAAGAUGAAUCUUCUAAAGUGAUGAAACUGGAGAGUGUUGACUCCCUCACUCCCAUUGUCCUCCCUCCCCCUACCUCCAGCCCCUCCUCCCUCCCUCUCUCCUCCUCUACUGAGUCCAUGGGAGAGAGUUCAACUGCUGAUAGAUUAGUUGAAGGGGGCGGGGCCAGGGGUGGGGCUCAAGUUGAUCAAAUAAAAGUGAACGACAGGAUCAAGGUGAUGUAUGGGAAAGGAAGAACACUUCAGAACUAUGAAGCAAAAGUACUGGAGGUUGAUGGUCUAUCGUAUUAUGUUCAUUACAAUGGUUGGAACACAAGAUAUGAUGAAUGGAUUGAUAACACUCGUGUUGUGGAGAAGGUGACCACACCCAGUAAAGGAGUAUCACGCCCACCUUAUGCAAGGAAGAAACAAGCCAAGUUACGUCCAAAACCUUCAAAGGACAAUAGUGUCCAUCCAGCACCUGACUGUAAACCACAGGACACUCCACCCACUGUAACCAUGCCAACUGUGACCACACCCACUAACACAUACGAGCGACCGACUAAAGGCAAGAGGAGGCGUGUCUCAAGCAAUACUGACAACAGCUCCAGUGACACUCCUUCACCUGGUGAGUCCACUCCAGUACCAGCCGACAAACAGUCCCCCACUGAUGGCCUCACCCUCCCUCCUCCUCCUGACUCCGCCCACUCUCGUCAGAUAGACUCAUCACCUGAUACAGGCAGGAGUGAGGAUAUUCCAAUUAAAGCCCAUGUUGAUGAUAGUAUAGCAGUGGAACCUUCGCUAAAGGAGGAGGAGUCUGAGCCACCACUGGAGGAGAGAGAAGUGGGCGGAGACUGUGAUUCCUCAUCUGAUGAUGAGUCAGUCCCUGUUCCCUCUCCUCCUGCCCCGCCUACUGGUGCCCCACCCACUGAUAGACAGCCUCCUUCACCUCCUCCUACCCUCGUACCUUCUGACCACCAGACACCAUCGCCCGUAGACCCAGUGGACCCUGGACUAACAGUACAGACACCGACCGAAGAAGAAGUAUAUGGUAACAGUAACAGUGGGAUGGAGGCGGAGUCUGAAGUUAUGGACACGCCCCCUUCACCAGUGGCUCCUCAUUUAUUGGACACACUAGUGGGGAGACAGGAAGUAGGUGUGGCAGGGGGUGGAGCCUCUUCUGAUGAGAAAAUGAUACAACGUGAGGACUUGGACUUCUCCAUUGAUAUGAGUAUUUAUAAUGGUUUAAAUUCAAGUGAGCGGAUCAGUUUGAUACAAGAGAGGAUGAAAGCCAUUCAGAAUAAAUACAUGGAACUGAAAUCAGAAGUGACGUACCUUGACAGGAAGAGGAGGAGGGCCAGAAAGAGAGAGAGAGAAGUUGCUAGACUAAUGGCGUCCAGGGGCAGUGGUCUUUCAGCAGAAGAGUCUAUUAAUAAUUUAAUAUCAGCUUCUUCCAUGCAACAAGGAAUGGAUAUUGAAGCUAGUUCAUAAAAAUAUACAGUAAUUUAUUAUUAUUAUUAUUAUUAUUAUUAUUAUUAUUAUUAUUAUUAUUAUCAUUGUAUUGGUGUUAUUAGAAAGAGUAUUUUGUUUUUUCCAAAGAAAGAUUAUUAUUAUUAUUAUUAUUAUGAACUUGUAUUUCAAAUAAAUAAUAAAUUAUUUCUUUAUUGUUGUUUUUCUUAUUAUUUUCAUUCUCAUUUUUUCUGAAACAACAAUUAAAUUUUUAAAGUUGUUAU
This is a messenger RNA of Amphimedon queenslandica, 3120 nucleotides long. Its product is annotated as AT-rich interactive domain-containing protein 4B-like. Lineage: Eukaryota; Metazoa; Porifera; Demospongiae; Haplosclerida; Niphatidae. The record is from RefSeq and is a predicted model, not a curated record. Gene Ontology annotation, biological process: regulation of transcription by RNA polymerase II. Gene Ontology annotation, molecular function: transcription cis-regulatory region binding. Gene Ontology annotation, cellular component: nucleus. Bases 149 to 2878 code for a protein of 909 amino acids. The transcript is spliced from 18 exons.